Molecule: messenger RNA, 1664 nt
Organism: Owenia fusiformis
Lineage: Eukaryota; Metazoa; Annelida; Polychaeta; Sabellida; Oweniidae
Source: the annotation of a GenBank genome assembly
GUUGAUUGUCACGAUAACAUAAACAGGUUAUAAUUUGUAUUUCUAACCAAGAUACUACCAUGAGGCCGACUUUUAUAAAACGAGCUAUUAUCAUAAUUAUUGUAUGGAUGGUCAUACUGAUACUCAUUUAUCAACUGAAGAUUCUCAAACUACAACAUUAUAAUGUACCACCAGAAGGGAAAAUCAAUAAAAGGAUUAUAGAAAGAGGAACCUUUUGGAACAAUCAAACUUUUAAGACUGAACUACGAGAAACAUUAAAAUCGCGUGAAGGUACAAAAGCUAUAAAAUAUUUAACGCAUGUUUUGGAUAUUACUAACCUUAGAGUUUAUGUUUAUGAGUUGGACCCAAAGUUUAACCUAGAUGCAUUAGACUGUCUUAAUAAAAGACCAAAAAACUAUACACAUGGUGCUGGGUGUCAUUAUGAUGAAAAUCGUGGCUAUGGACGAGCUGAUGGAGAAUUUGGUAGAGGGGUGAAGAUCUUUAAACAGUGUCAGCAUGGUAUAGAAGUGGUAUUUCACAACAAACUUUUGAAGAGUCCAUAUAUGACAGAAAAUCCUGAUGAAGCAGAUUUAUUUUUUGUGCCAUAUUACGCCUCUUUGAUCUGUUUCUGCCAAGAGAAUGUGAAACAUUCAGACACGGCGAUAUGGGAAGUUCUCAAAGCAUCUAGACCUUACAUACAGAAGAAACCACAUUUCUUUGCCAUAGGAGUUCCACAGGUGGAUUUAUUCUCAAAUCCACACUGGACCCCUAACUGUCAUUUUUUGAAAAAAAGGCUACAGUCAAAUUUUGUGAAGUAUGCACAUAUUGAGUUCAGUCCUCUGUUUAAAGAUGGCAUUAAUGUACCAAGAGAAUCAUACAUUCAUUUCAACACAACCGGUGUGAAGUUUCCACGCAUCAAUAAGGAUAUUUUAGUCUUCAUGGCAGGAAAACCACUUAAAAACUCCCUUCGGAAAAUACUGAUCAGACAAUUAAAUGAUAAGCGGGGCAAGAAUUCAAAGAAAAAUGGGACAUAUUUUGAUUGGAACCAAGCAAAAAAGUUUUGUAAGGAUUCUGCAGCUAAGGAACUGUCUCAGAUUAGGUGCCUACUUAAGUCAGCACAGAGGAGUGUAUUUUGCCUUCAGCCUCCCGGGGACACGGCUACCAGGAAAUCAUUCUUCGAUACAAUGCUAACAGGGUGUAUACCAGUGAUAUUUACCCAUCAUCCGACAUAUUUCUACCCAUUCCAAAAUCUCAUUAAGUAUAACUAUCCUUUCAAUUAUGACAACUUUACUGUUUAUAUCAAAGAGGAGCGUAUUACUAAGCAAGGAGAGAACAUCAUUGAUAUCUUGUCCAAAAUCCCUAGGGAUAAGAUCAGGAGUAUGCAGGAACAUUUGAAGGUGAUUGCCAAAUAUUUCCAAUAUGGCACAUAUGGAAAUGGGGAGGAUGCAUUCACUAUGAGCCUAAGGACAAUUCUGACUGAAUUCAAUAUUGAAGGAAAAUUUCUAAAGAAACAAACAUGAAUCAAUAGACACAUCCUAAGAUGUAUAAAGAGUUCCAUAUAGAGGAACCUGAAUGUUGAUGGAGUGUAUUUUGAUGAAUAUCUGGAUAGUCCAUGACCUUUAUUCGCUAAGAUCAUUCCCAAAGUACAGACAUACAUAUUCCAUAGCAGGCCCGUAGCCAGGAUU